CAGACGAGCAGGAAGAGCGCGCUGAGGUGUGUGCAACAGCAGCAGCAACAGCAGCAGGAGCCUCCGCCUCCCCAGGGCUGGGGCAUGGCCGACAGCGCCAGCGAGAGCGACACGGACGGCGCGGGGGGCAGCGGCGGCGGUCCGGGGGUGUCUCUUCCCGGCUGCCCGGCGGGGCCUGGCUCCUCGGGGGGCAGCAAAGCGGGCGGCAUCGUGAUCUCGCCGUUCCGGCUGGAGGAGCUGACGAACCGCCUGGCGUCGCUGCAGCAGGAGAACAAGGUGCUCAAGAUCGAGCUGGAGACCUACAAGCUCAAGUGCAAAGCGCUGCAGGAGGAGAACCGCGACCUGCGCAAGGCCAGCGUCACUAUCCAAGCAAGGGCAGAGCAAGAAGAGGAAUUUAUCAGUAAUACUCUGUUUAAGAAGAUUCAAGCUUUGCAGAAGGAGAAGGAGACACUUGCAGUGAACUAUGAAAAAGAGGAAGAAUUUCUCACUAAUGAGCUUUCAAGGAAGCUGAUGCAGCUACAGCAUGAAAAGGCUGAACUCGAGCAGCAUUUAGAACAGGAACAGGAAUUCCAAGUGAACAAAUUGAUGAAGAAAAUUAAAAAACUGGAAAAUGAUACCAUUUCAAAGCAGCUAACUCUGGAGCAGCUAAGACGUGAGAAGAUAGAUCUUGAAAACACCCUAGAACAAGAACAAGAAGCACUAGUGAACCGUCUCUGGAAGAGAAUGGACAAACUUGAGGCAGAAAAACGAAUUCUACAGGAGAAAUUAGACCAGCCUGUUUCUGCUCCUCCAUCUCCAAGGGACAUAUCAAUGGAGAUAGACUCUCCAGAGAAUAUGAUGCGGCACAUCAGGUUUCUAAAGAAUGAAGUAGAGAGGUUAAAGAAACAACUCAGAGCUGCACAGUUACAGCAUUCUGAGAAGAUGGCACAGUAUUUGGAGGAAGAACGCCACAUGAGAGAAGAGAACUUAAGGCUCCAAAGAAAAUUACAGAGAGAGAUGGAGCGAAGAGAAGCCUUGUGCAGACAGCUGUCAGAAAGUGAAUCAAGUUUGGAAAUGGACGAUGAGAGAUAUUUUAAUGAGAUGUCUGCACAAGGAUUAAGACCACGCACUGUGUCCAGUCCAAUUCCAUAUACACCUUCACCAAGUUCUAGCAGACCUAUAUCACCUGGUCUCUCGUAUGCAAGUCACACAGUUGGCUUUACUCCCCCAACUCCACACACCAGAGCCGGCGUGUCUUAUUAUAACAACCCAGGCCUUCAUGUGCAGCAUAUGGGACCAUCCCAUGGUAUUACAAGACCAUCGCCCCGAAGAAGCAACAGCCCUGACAAAUUCAAGCGUCCCACUCCUCCGCCUUCUCCCAAUACACAGACCCCGCCGCUGCAGCCUGCCCCUCCACCUCCGCCACCCCCUGUGCAGCCUGCAGUCCAGUCGCCAGCCACUUUUCAACAUUCAAUGCAUCCUUCUUCUCAGCCUUAGUGCAUGUGCUCAGCAAAUCUGUAUUCCGAGUUGGACUCAUAACACAGAGCAGUUUACUACAAGCCAAAGGCUUACAAUGGUAUAUUUGGAUUUGACUUAUUUGCACUGAAGUUUUUGAGGCUUCACUGUUUAAUUGUGUUGUACAAGUUUGUCAGAGGCUCAAAUGUUAUCACAUCUUCUACAUGGAAAUCGCUUCUGUGCAAGGGGG
This is a messenger RNA of Lacerta agilis (Sand lizard), 1684 nucleotides long. It is a transcript of the gene CCDC6, whose product is annotated as coiled-coil domain containing 6. The record is from RefSeq and is a predicted model, not a curated record. Lineage: Eukaryota; Metazoa; Chordata; Lepidosauria; Squamata; Lacertidae.